Phyllotreta striolata is the source of this 333-nucleotide messenger RNA. The record is from the annotation of a GenBank genome assembly. Lineage: Eukaryota; Metazoa; Arthropoda; Insecta; Coleoptera; Chrysomelidae.
AUGCUGGUGGUGGACCGGAGCAUCCUGCACUCGGAAUUCGAGCUGAUGGAGAUCAGCGCCGAUUUAAUCCGCGCCCAAAGGCAACUCGGCAGCUCGUCCAGCAUUCUCGAUUCCAGCGAAGCUUCGAAGGGCAUUUCGCCCACGUCUUUGGGGGUGCCGCCGCCUACCUACGAAGACGUUUUUCCGGAUUUUCCGCCCUCGUACAGCGAAAUAAGCCUGAUGCAGAAAGAUGCGAGUUUGGAUAAACGCGGAACGUGUGAUAAUGACGAUAGUUUUUUGAACAGUGAUAGUGGUAACGGGGAAAUGUCGAACUGUGUACAACGGGACUCUUAG